AUGGUUUCCCUUGGUCAGACUAUCUUGGAUGGAAUCAAGAGUGUGGAUGCAGAUGAGUGUCCUAAUAAAAUUAGGAAUUCUCUUCUACUGAUCUCUUGUUCAUAUGUUUAUGCUUUUGUUGCUGCAUCAUGGUUUUCUGGAAGUGGGAGUGUGAGAGAACAUAUUAUGGAGCUGAUAGAGAUCAAUGCUAGGUUGAGAGACAUAGGGAUAGGAGUUAAUGAUGAACAGGUUGUUCAUGUAGCACUGUUUUCCUUGCCAAGUGACUAUAGUAACCUUAGAACCUCCUAUAAUGCAACUGAGUCUAAAUGGGACCUCAACAAACUUAUUUCAAUUUGUGUGGAUGAAGAGGAUAGAAUUAAGAAGGAGAAAGAACCCACUAAAGCAGUGAACUUGGUUGAAAAACCCAAGUGGAAGGAACAGAACAAGCUUAAGCUGAAGAAGACAACCAAUACUAAAGUUUCUGGGAAACCUGCAGACUCAAAGGCUGCAAAGCCAUUCAAGUUUAAGUGUUACUUUUGCAAGAAGGUAGGACACAUGAAGAAAGAGUGCAGUGGUUUCAAAGCUUGGAUGAUUAAGAAGGGGUUUAACAAACAGGAGGAUACCAAAGAGAAGUGAGCUCCAAGUUUGUGUAGGAAAUGGGUCGAGGGUAGCUGUUAAAGCCAUUGAAACUCUGAAGCUAGAUUUAGGAUUAGGCAAGUUUAUUUUUCUGGACAAUGUUGAUUAUAUUCCUUCUUUAAAAAGGAAUUUGCUUUCAGUAGCUCUUUUAGUUAAAAUUGGUUGCAAACUCAUUAUCAAUUUCAGUGGA
This is a messenger RNA of Rosa chinensis, 805 nucleotides long. RefSeq lists its product as uncharacterized. The transcript is spliced from 4 exons. The coding region runs from base 1 to 615 and encodes 204 amino acids. Lineage: Eukaryota; Viridiplantae; Streptophyta; Magnoliopsida; Rosales; Rosaceae. Gene Ontology annotation, molecular function: zinc ion binding; nucleic acid binding. The record is from RefSeq and is a predicted model, not a curated record.